AGGACGAAGAACCGGAGGCAGAAUUCUGGAGCAUCCUCGGAGGAAAACCUUCCAAAAUUCAGGUACUUUUGAUCAAAUUGUGAUGUACUGUACAUAAAUAUAAUUGUCACUUCGCGAUGUCUUGUGUGAGAAUGUGCAUGCAUACCCCAGGGUCAAUAAUUUUAGUUUAUGCGUGUAGGGGGUGAUGGGAAGUAAGGUAUCAUGUUGCUGAUUAUGCUGAUAAAAUAAAAAUGGUGGCCGUGUAAACACAGAGUGAUAGCUGAUACUUGUAAAUAUUUCGGCAGUUUUUAUUGAAAAUUUUCAACAUAAUUAGCAAUACGAUACUUUACUUCCCAUCAUGCCCUGCGCGCAUAAAUUAAAAGCUGGAAUUGCCUACUUUGUUCAGUUUAGUGUACUACUGUAAUUAUUAAAUAAUAUGCAUCAAAAUAUACAGGGUGUAUCAAAAUAAACGCAAUUCAUCUUUUGUGCUUAAUAACUUUCGAAAUACUAUUUCUAGUUAAACACUUUUAGGCUUACUUCAAAGCCUGUUCUUUUCUCUUUCAAACAAACUAUUAUCCUUGUCUCCAAUGCUAGUAAUAAUUGCACAGGAAAAGAUUUAGUAAAACCUAUCAUUUUAGUUGCUGUUUAAUUAUGCAAGUUUACUAUGUUAUUGUUUAGUCGGUUUAAAUGUUAGAAUUUUCUUCUUUAAACUUUAAUGUUGUCGUCACUACAUCUGGAAAGCCACGUAAGAACAAAUUAAAAGUAUUUUAAAAGAGACCAGGUUGUUUGAAAAUCCUAAACGAAUGCUAAAAUCGUCAAAACAUUCUGGUGUCUGAGCCAGAGUGUCAUCGAAUUGCGAUGUAAUGUAAACAGAAAUUAUAGCAAGUUGAUGUCAGUCAGCUUAGAUGGUCCAAGCCAAAAUUAUAUCGCAUUUGAAGUUUCAAACUGAGUUAAAAAUAGCGGAAGAAAAGCCGUAAUUAUACUUAUUGUUACAAUCCAUUUAAUAAAAUGCAACAUUUUUUUGUUUUAAUGAAAAAAUCAGUUAUUUUCAUGAGAACUAUUUGUUAUUCCAUCUCAAUUUUUUUAAUCUCCAAUCGCAAUAACGUAAAGUAUUAUUACCCGCGAACCAAUGAGUCAAAUUUAAGAAACAACCCAUUGUUAGAAGGCUGAAUGGCUACGCUUUAAAAUGAAUGUAAACUUUAACGUUUUCGUCUAUUAUUUGUUUAGCAAUUUACAUUUCAGUCGAGGAUUGCGCUUUUUUUGAUACACCCUGUAGUUUGGUUUAUUCAUAGCUUAUCGAAGGGAAGACCGCUGUGCAAUUCAUUAGAAUAACAAUAUAAUUCAUUAUCUAUGUCAGUCAACGUUUAUUCAUAAAUCUGGUCCGUCACUGUCACGUCUGUAUUGUAUUUUUGCCCAACUAACCAAUAGCAAUGUUUUAGGAAAGUCACCUAUCCGUGACUCGAACAAUAGGGAAACUGGAAAUUGCUAUUGGUGGAUUUGGUAAAAAGACAAUACACACGUGACGGUGAAACGACCAGAUUUAUGAAUAAACGUUGACUAACAUAGAUAAUGAGUUAUAUUGUUAUUAGUCUAACGAGUUUCACAGCCAUCUUCCUUUCGAUAGGCUGUGGUUUAUUCUUGUAUAGUACAAUUUUUUAUCAAUAAUUGUCUAGGAAGUUGAAUCUUACCAAGAUUUCAAGACUGCACAACCUAUUAUCUACAAAGUUGGCCUGGGGAUGGGAUACCUGGAAUUACCUCAAGGUACACUAUUGUGCUAUUCUUAUGCAUACAUGGCUUUCUAAAACCGACCGUUGUUUCAUCUUUGAAACUUCAUUUGUGUUAUCAACCCUAGCGUUUGGCUUCGAUUGAUAACACGAUCUUAAGACGAUAGAGACGAUAUCAUAAAUGUCACAACUGAGCGCAGCGAACUAGGGAGCAUUGAUGAUAUCGUUCUGAAAGCGAUAGACCUGAUAUCGCCUUGUCCCCUAUAUGAUAAUCUAUUUAUUAUAUACUUGUGCCUUUAUCUAGGUCAGAAUUUAUUAGACUACUAUAAUUAUUACCCCAAUGCAAUAAUUAUUAAAAUUUAAAACAGUAGGACAAAAAAAGCGAUAUGAGUAACAAAAGACAAUUAUUAGGUGACAUUUUUUUUGCUAUAUACUCUGUUAUCGUCUUGAUAAAGGCAUGCAUAUUAUAUGUGAUAAUUUUUCAUGUCAUAUAUACGAAAACCGAAUUCAAUAAUUGUUAAAUUAUAAUAUAUCCCUCUAAUUUCAGGCAACACUUGCCCAUAGUCAACAUUUCUAAAGUUGAACUGUAAUGAUUCUUACAAGUAGUACUGAAAUUUAAUUUUGUUUACAUUUUCAGUGGAACCACAUGGUAAACCAUUACUUCAGUCAAUGUUAGAUAGCAAAGGAGUUUAUAUUAUCGAUUGUCAUACAGAGAUCUUUACCUGGUGAGUGUGGCAAAUUUCCUUCGUAACGGUUAAACAGUAGGCUAUGUUUUCUGUCUCGUUAAGCGAGCCAGCCCGGCUUCCAUAUAAACAGCCCCUAAAGGCCAUUUUCCAUUGCAGUCGCUUUGCCCGCGCGGGCGGAGCGACCAAUUUUAGUCGUGUGAAAAGUCAGUCGCCCGGGCACGCCAAGAAAGUUGAACGUAGUUCUACUUUCAUGGCGUGUCCGCGAGCAUUCAGGUGGACAAAAAAAUGCACAGGUUAAGCCCUGUUUAAACGGAUCCAACAUUGUUGGGCCAACAUCAUCCAACAUUGUUGAAAUAAUGGCUCAAACGGCUUCUUUUUCAAAUAUUUUGUCAAGACUAGGUUUAGGGUUUGAGUAAAGCUUAUCUAACCAAAAAGAUUUGAAAGAGAAGCAGUCAUAUCUAGUAUAGUAACAUUGUUGGAUGAUGUUGGUCCAACAAUGUUGGAUCCGUUUAAACAGGCCUUUAGGCAAUUACAGAGAAGGUUGAGUAAUGUUCGCUCCGCCCGCGCGGGCAAAACGACUGCAAUGGAAAAUUGCCUUAACACCGCCUUUUAACAUUGAAAAUCUGCUUUUCUAAUUCUAUCCUCUAGGUUGGGUCGUAAAUCACCUCGUUUGGUGAGAGCAGCCGCGCUGAAACUCGCUCAAGAAAUGAAAACCAUGAUAUCGAGACCUGAAGAAGCGAUCGUUAGCAGAAACUUGGAAAAGUAAGAAUUUGCUCUGCUGUUUGUAUGCAAAUGAAGUCACUAACAGUGGAACUAAACCUCUUCUGUUUUAAAUGUUGGUCGAAAUAAAUUCAAAUCAAAUAAUAAUGUUUUAAUAAUUCAGGACAGAAAGUUGGAUCUUUAAGUCCAAGUUUCAUGGUUGGAAUGAUGUUCUACAAGUAGACUUUACAAGGACUGCUGAAACUGUAGCUAAUAGAAGAAAACUACCCAUUGCUAAGGUAUUGUAUAUCUUUAUAAGUGCAAACACCGAAAUAUUUUAGAAUUUUUUCUUCAAAAAUCCUUUACAAAAUUGCAUUCCAAAAAUAAUGUAAUUUCUUUAAUUGUCUCAUUCAGACCAAAAGCAACACUGAAAUAGAACUUCCCGAGCAAAUUGCAAAGGUGAGUUUUAUCGGUUCUAAAUUGUUUAUCCUAGAGAUCCAGUGUUCCAGUAUUACUACAGGAGGAAACCUAAACUGAACUAACUUUAUUUAUACUGGAUAGUUCUAUCAAUUCUAAACUGUUCUUCCUAGAAGUCCAGUAAGGAUCAUCUCUUGCUGAUCCAGUGUUACUACAGGAGGAAACCUAAACUAAACUAUAACUUUAUUAACCAGUUCUAAACUGUUCUUCCGAAUCUAGUAAGGAUUAUUUCUUAUUGAUCCAGUGUUACUACAGGAGGAAACCUAAACUAUAACUUUAUUUAUCAGUUCUAAACUGUUCUUCCGAAUCUAGUAAGGAUUUUGCAUCUUCAUUCAGGUUGAUUUGACAGCUUUGUUCACCCAACGUCAAGCUCCUAUGCCAGACUCUGAAGUGGUAAGAAAUAGAUUGUCAAUUGAUAAUCCUUUUAGUAUAAUCUCCAUAGUUACCUCGUUCUUUUAUUAUCAAGGAACAACUUAUUGAAGAAUGGAACGAAGAUCUGGAUGGAAUGGAAUGCUUCGUCCUUGAAGGAAGAAAGUUCACCAGGCUGCCUGAAGAUGAAAUCGGUAAUGCAGCGUUUGUAAUACAAUAACUGUAAUGGAGUAAAAGAUGGUUUUAAAGGACCAAAAGUAGUUUAGAAAGAACUGUUAGCGCUAUUGUAUUUAAAUAAAGUGGUUGUACUUAUGACAUGAAUUUGAUAUUAUGUCGAUGUUUAUAUUUCCAGGACAUUUCUACAGUGGAACGUGCUAUGUAUUUCUGUGUCGAUAUUUUGUUCCUGUGGAAGUGUCAGAUGAAGAAGAUGAGGAAGGCUCUCAUGAAGAGCAGGAAGAAGAUUUUCAAUGUGUCGUUUACUUUUGGGAGGUAAAGAAAAGUCCGGAUCAAACGAGGAUGAGAGUUGAGAACGAGAGUUUGCACGAGAGUUUUCUCAACUCUCAUGCUCCGGUCAAACGAGAACAAGAGUUGCAUGAGAGUUGAUGAGAGUUGAUGAGAGUUGAGAAGCGAGAGUUUGUAUAAGAGUUUUCUCAACUUUCAUACCCUGGGGCAAACGAGAACAAGAGUUGCAUGAGAGUUGAUGAGAGUUGAUGAGAGUUGAGAAGCGAGAGUUUGUAUAAGAGUUUUCUCAACUUUCAUCCCCUGGGUCAAACGAGAACAAGAGUUGCAUGAGAGUUGAUGAGAGUUGAUGAGAGUUGAGAAGCGAGAGUUUGCAUUAGAAUUUUCUCAACUCUCAUGCCCCGGUCAAACGAGAACAAGAGUUGCAUGAGAGUUGAUGAGAGUUGAUGAGAGUUGAGAAGCGAGAGUUUGUAUAAAAGUUUUCUCAACUUUCAUACCCUGGGUCAAACGAGAGUAAGAGUUGAAUGAGAGUUGAUGAGAGUUGGCUGGAUAUUGCCGGUCAGACGAGCAAAAAAUCUCAUCAAAUCUUAUCAAAAUUUCAACCAGCUUAAAGUUGAUGAGAGUAACGCAUAUGCACGUGUAUAUAAAAUACUUACCUUGUUGUUUUAGGGUCGUGAUGCAGGCAACAUGGGUUGGCUUACCUUCACGUUUAGGUAGGCGUUUCAGGCGUGAAUGCGGUGACCUUAAUAUUCACGUUUACGGCAAAACGCCAACUGUAAACGUCAAAUUCCAAAUCGAUUUUGAGCACAAGUUCCACACAAUUUCUACAACUAAGUAACUAAUGUAUGCUUUAAUUUUGUUCUGCAAACUUCUUAGCGACGUCUCGCAAUGCUAUUCAAAGUUUGCCGUUAGCAGUUUGACGUAUAAAACGUGAACCUUACGGUCUCGAAUAUUAGCCCUUGAACUUGAAAAGGGGUCGACAUGUGCCCACAUUUCAGAAAAGUCGCUAACUAAAUUUGAGGUGAAUUUUUGGUACUGCCUGAAAACGGUUGGGCUCUGGCAGGUUAAGUUGCCCUUCCUAACGCGGCGGCCUAGUCAACACGAUUUUGUUUCUGCUUUGUGUAGUCUUCAAAAGAAGUUUGAAGCUUUAUUUGGAGAAAAGCUUGAAGUUGUUCGAACUCCUCAGGUUGCUAUAAAUUCUUAUUAUUCUGGUUUAUUAGUUCUUAUUGUAAUAUAGGGGCCAGUAAUAUAAUGUUCAAUGCUGGACUAGCGCUAACCCUGGGUUAUAAUAUAACCUGCUUGAUUUGUGUAUUUCUGUUGGGAAGAAUUUGUCGUUAACGCAGGAUUAAACCAACCGGUUUUCAAACAACAGGCCCCAGUAUGAUAUAAAAUAAGCUUGCAGUAUGAUCAGUUAACAGCCUACGAUGAUUGCAUUUAAUAAUGUAAACCAGGGAUAGAUCCAGAUCUGGUAGGGGUGAUGCGCCAUGCUCAUGAUUUGAGGUACGACCGUUGGCGUUGACUAAGUGCAUAAUCACUAGAGUAGUGAUUGGUAGUAGCUUAGUGGACAGCAGUGUUUUGGGAAAUUGGAGACACAUUGCCCCUGACAGCGUCCAAAGGCCAAGCUGAGUUACGGAUUGUGAGAUAAGGAAAUGGCACCCCCGUUCCGCCCUGCUUUGCUAAGGCCAGGAGAGUUUCACACCACCGCAACUCCCCCUGAUGUAAUUUGUGUUAAUUUCUUUUCAGCAAAGAGAAGCCCCACGAUUCUUGGCUCACUUUAAAGGCCGCUUUAUUAUACACAAGGUAAACAGCGUGUAUUGAAGCAGUAUUCAGUGGGUAUCAGUUCACUUGUCGACAAUCACUAUUCGUUUCUAACGUCUUGGUUGUGAUGAAAAUAGUGUCUUAGAAUAGUGCUAGAUUAAAUUAUUAUUUGUUUAGGGCAAACGACAUCCUAAAAUACCCGAGGAAGAGAAACCCAAACCAGAAUUGUUUCACAUCAGAGCCAAUGGAGGAAACCUUUAUAAAAGAGCAAUUCAGGUAAGUCCCAGAUCCAGAUCCGUGUAAAUCUUAUCAACUGGACUAACUUUGGAGUGUUACUACAGGAGGAAACCUAAACUAACUUUAUUUAUACUGGAUAGCUUUAUCAGUUCUAAACUGUUCUUCCUAGAGGUCCAGUAAGGAUCAUCUCUUAUUGAUCUAGUGUUACCAUAGGAGGAAAGCUUAACUAAGCUAAUUUUAUUUAUUCUGGAUAGCUUAUCAGUUCUAAACUGUUCUCCCUAGAGGUCCAGCAAGGAUCAUUUCUUAUUGAUCCAGUGUUUACUACAGGCGGAAACCUAAACUAAACUAACUGUAUUUAUACUGGAUAGCUUUAUCAGUUCUAAACUGUUCUUCCUAGAGGUCCAGUAAGGAUCAUCUCUUAUUGAUCCAGUGAGGAUCAUCUCUUAUUGAUCCAGGAGGAAACCUAAAUUAAUAGAUUUAUUUAUACUAGAUUAAAAUAGGUUUAUCAGUUCUAAACUGUUCUCCCCAGAGAUCCACUAAAGGUCAUCUCUUAUUGAUCCAGUGUUACUAACACGGGGAUACACAUAUCACUGUCAAAAUCAUGGCUUAAUAAAAAAAAUUGUCUUUGAAUAUAGAUUCCGGCUGAUCCGAAACUAUUGAACGCCGAGUUCAGGUAUGUAGCUAGUAUUUUCUUUAUAUCUCCUGUACAUUUAUAUAUUACAUUUUUUCAGGGUAUUAAAGUAGCCUAUGUACAAAAUUAAUAUAUUUUGGUUGAAAAUUCGGGAUUAAUAUUUGGUUGAAAAUUCUCUAUUUGAAAGGGUUCUUGAUAUGAUGAUCACUUUAGGAAAUGGACAGUUGGAUUCACCCUGCUUUUUUGUGUACUUUUUAGUUAUAUCCUCAAAGUUCCAUUUGAUAACGACAGUGGUGGUAUUGUGUAUGUCUGGAAUGGAGGGUAGGUCAAGGCCACCGGUUGGUUGUUCAAAGCUGGAUUAGCGCUAACCCUCGGCUAAAGUUUAAUUUGCUGUUUUCGUUCAUGAAUUUCUGCACGUCUGUUAAUUUCAAAACUUCAGAGAAGAAAUCUGAUCCAGACAAUAUUUCUGAAGAAAUAUUUCAAAUUUAUAACCAAACUAUUAGGAAGUUUGCUUUGAAUUGUAAGUUAACCUUGGGUAAACCUAAUCGACAUUCGAACAACCGACCCCAGGUCUACACAAUACGAUUAGUCGAAUACAUUUGUCAUCCUGGCGUAUGAAAAUUACCGCUGGUGGCACAAUUCCUCUACAUUUAUUCACGUGUGUUUAUUCGAUUACAUGCGCCAGAAUGAGAAUCGUUACUACUAGAAAUUGUAAGAAACUGGUUAUAAUGAAAUAAAAAGGCAGUAAUACAUUGUAGUGACAUUUUACAACCUCAGAUCAGGUUAUUUUUAUCGCACUCUCUUGCUAUUACGGCCACCAAAUGAGCGUGGCCCGCGUGUCCGCUAUAGCUAGGGUUGAGUGUUUACUGCACAGCACCAGUGAUCAAUCUUUUUUUAAUUUCAGUAAGGUGAGCGACGAUGAUGCAAGUCAAGCGACGGACAUUGGACAAGAAAUAUGGAGCGUAAGUUAGGAAUCAUUGUGUGUGUUGGGUGGGUGCGGAGGGGCGGACCAUUAGAAAAGUGAUGGAGAGGGGGAAUUUUCGACAUGCACUUCCACCCCACCUCCCAUCACUUUUUUAUAAUGGUCCGCCCCUAUGUUCGAUAAAGAUCUGGUGCCUCGCUGCUUCCCGGGUAGGGAGGAGGUGGGGGUUCGGGCCUUUCCAAUGACUAGUGCAUACUGAAUACCGUAGCUCUAAUGAAUUUUUUCCAGGACGUUUCUUCGAUACAAACAAUACGUGAAGGUGGUGAACCUGAGAACUUCUUCUGGGUUGCAUUGGGAGGAAAAACCGAGUACGAUCAAGUAAGUAUCUUGAAAAACUAGUGCCUUCUUGGUUAGAAAUGGCUCGGCGGAGAACUUAAAUUGAACAUACGAGUUAUUUCAUCAUUUUAGGCAGCAGAUUAUAUGCGGACCUGUCGUCUUUUCCGUUGUUCCAACGAGCAAGGAUACUUCAAAGUCUCAGAAAAGUGUUCCGAUUUCUGUCAGGUGAUGCCAGUUUUAACUACCACUAGUCCUAUAUAGAUGUUUCGAAUUUGUUUACCACGCGGUUUAGAACUUCUCAAUUUCCACAUGUAUACUUAAAUUAUUCCUGACUGUUGUAUUUUAUUCAGGAUGACUUGGCCGAUGAUGACUGCAUGAUUCUGGACAGUGGGGAUGAGGUAGGCCUAAUGAAUGUUUUUAGUGAAAUAUUUAUUUCCUCCUUGUUUACAUUUUUGCAACUUUGCAAAAUUUCAAAAUUACCCGCACACGGGCCAAAUAUUGCAAAUUAGAGAAGUACUUGACGUCUUUUGUUACAGGUCUUUUUAUGGUUUGGAAACCAAGCGAGUCAUGUCGAGAAAAAAUUAACCUUCAAAAGUGCUCAGGUAGUUAUAUUACCUAUAUGUAUCCAUCUUUAUUACGCACACCCCCCUCCCCCUUCCCAGGACAUGGUGCACCCCUAAUGGUAUUACUCUCUAUUUUUAUCUGUUAAGGUCUAUAUUCAAUAUCUAUACGAACACAAAGUUGGCAAUCCUCGCAAACUAAGAUUUACCCAGAAAGGAGAGGAACCACACGAGUUUACACGCUGCUUUCAUGGAUGGAGUGAUUUCCAUAUUCCUCAUGCUUAGCCUUCGAUACAGAAGAGCAAGUAUUACUAAGGAUAAUGACAACAGAUUGGGCCAAUAAUGGUAUACGAAGGUUUUGCCUAGACUACAUAUCCGUGCAUGGCUAUGGCAAGAAGAUGGCGUAAGUAGAACGUUGAGUGUGUGUAACACAUUGAGUGAAAUUUGAGUGUAUAUAAAAUAAUACAAAUAUUAGUAUCCCAAGGAAAAGACAGUGUAAGUGAAGAGAUUUGUAAAGGCCUGUUAUGACACUCAUUUCGUUAUAUUUAUUUAAUUUAUAUAUAAUUUGUGAAAAGUUAUUUAGUUUGAACUUUAUAUAGACAAUUUUUGACAACAGCUUUUCACCGAUAUAUAUUGCAUUUAUUGAUACGUUUCGACUGCAUGUCCUUCGUCAGUCUAUAUAAUAUCUUAGGCUUCGUGCGAUUUUCUUCUGAUUCAUGUGAACGAGCAACCUCGUACCCAGGCUAUUUUCUCUCAUACUCGGUGCCACGGCAAGACCCUGGGUACGAGGAUGGUGAACGAGUGUAGAGCGUUUGCACAUGACGUCACAGCCGCCAUGUUGGUGUUCCAAUUCAAAAGAAUUUUAAUUAGACUCUUUUGUCAGGAACCGACAUGGCUUUUGUUGAGUUGGUACCUGGGGAACGAGUGCAAAUGCUCUAUAGAUGAGUUGUGUUCGAAGUAUAUGUGCCGUCGUGACCUCAUCUGAAUAUUUAUAACUCAGCCACUCGUUCACAUACAUCAGAAGAAGAAAUUCGCAUCUAAUUGCAAGUGUAAACAGGCCUAAGGAUGAGACUGCUGCCCGGUCAAGCCUAAGAUUGCAUGCUCAGGCGAAUGUUGGCGCGGUUAAAAAUCUAAAAAAGUUUGGUUCGGGAUGGAAAAUUAUCUUAUUUUACUACAGCAUUAGCGGGAAAUGCAACAGGAAUAUAGAUUUAUGUAGGAUAAUAUGAUAUGACCGCAAUUAUGACAAAUAAAAUUAACUCAAGAAUUGUAUAUUGAAAUUGUAAGUUUAUUUUUACAAUCAGAGAAUUACAUUAGAUGUAUUUCACAGAAAUCACAUUUGAAUCAUUGCACUAAAAUUUGAUAAAUUACACAUCUACACUUUUUUCCAACAAGCAUUUUAUAAAACACGAUUAAUCAUCAGCGAAUGUACAAUAUCAAAUGUUAUAUGGUUACAUAAAAAAGUUAGACUUCGCUGCCCCCCUAUAUCAGGCCCAGCCAGGGCAUUGCCAGAAUACCAAUAUACUCGAUAAUAUAUACUGGCUCAAUAUACCAGUGUACCUAAAAUUCCAGGAAUACGUUAGUCUGCCUGGGUACUUGAUCUUGGGUAAAUGUAGGAUACUUUAUACCCAUAUUUCAAUCUAUUUUAACAAUAAAAUACUGUAUAUACCAAAAGUAAAAUGGUCUAAAUACCGAUAUACUUGAAAUCCCUGGCCUGCCAUAUCAUGGAAGUAUAUUUAUUUAUGAUUUACGAUAUAUAGGUUAAAUUCUAAUUUCUUAUAUAUAUAACUGCAUAUACUGUACAAAAAUCUAAAGCACGACGCAAAAUGCAUUGCACCAGUAAUUAUAGAAACCUCAUCAAAUAUUACUGUAUCAUACAACUUUUGACUUCAUUUGCACUCCAGAGUUCGUCUUUUUACUCUGUCCUCAUUAUACAGUCUUUCACUUCAACUCAACUUGAAUUUGGGGCAUGAAAGCGAUUUCUUACUGUCAUUCCAUAAUGUCCUAUAGGCGUCAAUCACACAUACCAUAACGUCCGAUUAAAACCUUGUGCUGUG
This is a messenger RNA of Paramuricea clavata, 10891 nucleotides long. The record is from the annotation of a GenBank genome assembly. NCBI's taxonomy places the organism in Eukaryota, Metazoa, Cnidaria, Anthozoa, Malacalcyonacea, Plexauridae.